AAAUUGCAUUUUACCAAUUUUCAUCUAAGAGGAUUUGUACAUGUACUAUUAUUAUGCUUCGAUGUUAAGUAGGCAACUUUAUUCAUAGUACAAACCGUAAAGAUCGAAUAAGAUUUUGAUGGAAAUGAAUGGAAUUUAAGGAAACCGUGAGCAUUGUACUCCCCAAGAUACAAAAUAUGAUUGUCCCUAUUCUUUUCUUCGCCUUUUUGACAGUGGUCAGUGGACUUUUACAUACGUCACAUGAUGGAACAUUACAAUGCCAAUGUACGUGCACGCCUGUUGGAAUUCCUAACGAAAAAAUAUAUACUAGUGGGAAUCUUAAUAUUAUUGAUAAAAAGACCAGCACUUACAAUGAACAAUUACUUUUGCAAGAAAAUAUUACAAUGGAUAAACAGGAAACAAAACCGCAGAUUGCUCCUGCCAAAUUGCCUGUUGAUAAAACAAUCAAACAAUUUAAUGAUAUAGCAAUCUCUAAAAUCAAACAUUCUCUUGGUUUAGGAGUACAUAAACCGAUCUAUGAAACUAUUAGACCUAAAGCUGUCGUUAAACCGGAAAUCAAAUGGUCACAUACUGCAAGUUCAAGUUCAAACGUCGUAACUAAGGAUGCAGUCAAAGGUGUAACAGGGAAAUCUAACUUGGUAGUUGCAAGUAGUUUAAUGAAACAUAAGGAUUUACCCAUUAGCGAAGUACUUGUGAAUAAACCUACAAUCGAAAAAAUAAAUGGAAAUGAUGGAUUUAAGAGUAAAAUGGAAAAGCAAUCAAAUACUCAAGACGGCCAAGGAACUGUAAUUGAUCAAGAUAAAACAACAACUGAUAAAGUUUUGUCUCGUGUCAACAGUAAUCAAAACAAAGCAGUAAAUCAGAAUAUACAACAAAGAUUCGUUUCCUCAAGCCAGGAUGCAGACAAGGUUGCCGCAGAUAUAGGUUUUGUCAUGGAUGGAUCUUCACUAAAUCCAAUACUAAGUGGUGGUUUGUCUGGUGGAAUGGGCUAUUCCUCUGGUACUGGGUAUAUCGUUGAGACUAUAAACAAGAACAGUCCAGAAAAUCAAGAUACAGGAAAAUUUGUCGAGCGAAACGCAAAUGUACAAAAUGGGCACGUUGUAUCAGGAGUUUUGAAUCCAUCAAAUUCAAAACCGGAAAAAGGAAAUAUUGUUGGCGGCAAUGUGAAAACCACUUCUCAUUCGACCGCUGAAAAAGUUGAGACUGGAAGAAAUGAACAAAGAAAAACAAACAAUCAAACAAAGUUUAAAAGCAGGCAACAAAUGAAUAAUAAUAAUCAACAAUUAUCAAAUAACCAGGGUAAAAGAUCACUAAUGAAUAAUAAUAAUAAUAAUAAUCAAAAACUACCAAAUAACCGGAGUAAAAGGCCACAAAUGAAUAAUAAUAAUCAAAAACUACCAAAUAACCAGGGUAAACAGAAGGCAACUACUGUAUGGAAUAGCCUUAACACUAAUGUCAAAAAUAACAACCAGAAAGUGAUGCAUAAUGAUCAGUUAAGGAAAACAAGAUGGCCAAAUAACAACCAACAAACAGAUGGAAAUAUGUGGAACACACAACAAAUGAAACCGUUCCAGAUUCAGCAGGAUCUAAAACAGGGAGUACUGAGUAAUAACAAUAAUCAGUGGGGUAAUAGUAACAAUUGGGGCUCUACUCAAGAUCCAUUCGGGACGAUGCAUAUGGAUCCAUUACUGUUUCUUGGUCAACAUCAAUUCAAAUGAAAUUCGGCUUGACGCAAGUCAUUGUUGCUUUAUGUACAUUAAUAAUAAAAUUAAUUUGUGUAGUUAGUCUAUCAUUUGGAGCGGAUUUUCUGUGUACUGGUGUAUAAAACACUUGUCAAACUUACGCUAUAAUUGUUUUUAUAAAACAGCAUCUAAAAAAUUACUUUCGAAUAAUAUAUUACCAUAAUAGUCAACUUUUUUAUUUGAAAAGUCUUUGGUGUAGUCAUGUUGUUUAAAAUCGACAUAAUGUAAGUAAAGGUUCAGGGUUUUAGUCAAAAUUAAGGUAUUAGCAUUAUUUCAAAAUAAUAUCCCCAUGAAUGAACUAUGUUGAUUGAAAUUGAUCUACCACUUUUCCGGUGAAAAAAUACAAAAAUAUAAAACUCAAAACAACCAAUGGCGUUAUAUCACUCUUAUUUUAAUGUACGAAAAAUCAAUAUAUACCAUAGACUCUGAUACGAAAAAUCUUGAACGUCAUACAAACGUUUACGCAGCACAAUUUCAUCUUGGCCAAAUUGUACAAUGAGCUGCAAAAGUUUCUUAUCUGCAUCCGAUUUCACCUGGAUGGAUUCAACCCAGACGAAGCUAGUUUGUCUAGCGAAAUAUAGCGUUUAUUAUUUUUUAAUCGCAUUGUAAAUAUAUACCUAAUAUUUACAUAUUAAAUAGUGUAUUUAAAUUACAUUGUAAGGCAAUCUUUCAUUUUAUUUGUGUAGUUAUAAUCAUCUUUUACUGUUUAAUCCACACUCAAAUUAAUUUGUAUGUUCUGUGUUGCUAUCAGUAGAUACGAAGGGACAAUGCAUAUAUCAUAUACAAAACUAUUAAAAUUUUUAAAUGAUA
This is a messenger RNA of Mytilus californianus (California mussel), 2552 nucleotides long. RefSeq lists its product as uncharacterized. NCBI's taxonomy places the organism in Eukaryota, Metazoa, Mollusca, Bivalvia, Mytilida, Mytilidae. The record is from RefSeq and is a predicted model, not a curated record. The transcript is spliced from 2 exons. Bases 129 to 1718 code for a protein of 529 amino acids.